Molecule: messenger RNA, 3227 nt
Organism: Myripristis murdjan (pinecone soldierfish)
Lineage: Eukaryota; Metazoa; Chordata; Actinopteri; Holocentriformes; Holocentridae
Product: retinoic acid receptor gamma-A-like
Exons: 9
Coding region: 370-1854 (494 amino acids)
Biological process (GO): regulation of transcription by RNA polymerase II; cellular response to corticotropin-releasing hormone stimulus; retinoic acid receptor signaling pathway
Cellular component (GO): nucleus; transcription regulator complex
Molecular function (GO): nuclear glucocorticoid receptor binding; nuclear receptor activity; RNA polymerase II cis-regulatory region sequence-specific DNA binding
Source: RefSeq, a predicted model, not a curated record
GAGGGACUUCUGACUGACAAACAGAACUACUACACUCCUUCUCAGUUCAUCUCUCUAUUGACUCACUCUCUCUCUUUACAUCUGACUGUGUGCUGUACACAUUCCAGGCCCCGGCUGGAUCCACGGCGGCCAUCCUGCCCAGGCUUCGUCACUUGUCUCUUGGUGUCUCUCCAGCCCCUCCUUCCUCUUCAGCAUCCCUCUCAUCUCUCCAGGCCCUGCUCGAGGGAAGCCACCGCCUGAGAGGGGCUGAAUGGCAUCGGGCCACUUCCAGCUCACAUCAGGUGCCUGACACACACACAGGACAAGGAAACGGGCAAGACGUCACCUGAUAUCGCUUGCUUUUUUGAAACUACAGCAGCCCUUGACACCAUGGCGACCAACAGGGAACGGCAAGUGGGUCACAUGACUGGCUUCCCGCCUGCGGUGUACCCGUUCACCUUCAACUCCAUGCGGAGCCACUCCCCCUUUGACCUGCUGGCCAGUAGCAACCUCUUUGGCCGUUUCGGGGCAGACCUUCCCAAAGAGAUGGCUGCAUUGUCGGUGGAAACCCAGAGCACCAGUUCAGAGGAGAUGGUACCCAGCUCUCCCUCUCCUCCUCCACCUCCUCGAGUGUACAAGCCCUGCUUUGUGUGCCAGGACAAGUCAUCUGGAUAUCACUACGGAGUGAGCUCCUGCGAGGGCUGCAAGGGCUUCUUUCGUCGUAGUAUCCAGAAGAACAUGGUGUACACGUGCCACCGCGACAAGAACUGUCAGAUUAACAAAGUGACACGCAACCGCUGCCAGUACUGCAGGCUGCAGAAGUGCUUCGAAGUUGGCAUGUCCAAAGAAGCGGUGCGUAAUGACAGGAACAAAAGGAAGAAGGACGUGAAAGAGGAGGUGGUGCUACCAGAGAGCUACGAGCUGAGUGGAGAGCUAGAGGAGCUAGUUAACAAAGUCAGCAAAGCUCACCAAGAGACCUUCCCAUCUCUGUGCCAACUUGGCAAAUAUACCACAAAUUCAAGUGCUGACCACAGAGUGCAGCUGGACUUGGGCCUGUGGGAUAAGUUCAGUGAGCUCUCCACUAAGUGCAUUAUAAAGAUUGUGGAGUUUGCCAAGCGGCUGCCAGGCUUCACUACGCUCACCAUCGCUGACCAGAUCACCCUCCUCAAAUCUGCAUGUCUGGACAUUCUGAUGCUGAGGAUCUGCACACGCUACACCCCAGAACAGGACACCAUGACCUUCUCAGAUGGCCUGACCCUCAACCGGACCCAGAUGCACAAUGCUGGCUUUGGCCCACUCACAGACCUGGUGUUUGCUUUUGCUGGCCAGCUGUUGCCCUUGGAGAUGGACGACACAGAGACCGGCCUCCUCAGUGCCAUCUGCCUCAUCUGCGGAGAUCGUAUGGAUCUGGAGGAGCCACAGAAGGUGGACAAGUUGCAGGAGCCCCUGCUGGAGGCUCUGAAGAUCUACGCCCGCCGCCGCCGCCCAAACAAGCCUCACAUGUUUCCGCGUAUGCUGAUGAAAGUCACGGACCUCCGAGGAAUCAGCACCAAGGGCGCAGAGAGAGCCAUCACUUUGAAGAUGGAGAUCCCCGGCCCCAUGCCUCCGCUGAUCAGGGAGAUGCUGGAGAACCCCGAUGCCUUCGAGGACAGCAGUGACUCUGUGGACAGUGCUGCAGCUGCUCCCCCUGCCAUUCAGGCCAUCAAGAAGGAGGAGGAGAAGCCCAUGUAUGAGCCAGCAGUGGAGGACGAAGAGGAGGAUGAAGAGGACGACUACGGGGAUGAGGAGAGAGAGAGGGGGGCGGACAGUGAUGCAGAGCUUUGGGGCGAGGCCGCCGGAGUGCCAAGGAAAGGUGUAGCUGGGAAAACACAGUGAGAAAGACACGAUGAUGCUCCUCCCAUCCACAUCACUGAGCCCUACAGAACAUCCGCACCAGCUCCCUCCACAAACUCCGGCUCUUAUCCAAGAACUGGCAACAGACAACACACCUAUUUCACACACUUCCAUGCCUAACACAUACACAUGUGUUGUACCCACAUUUACAUCAAUGGAGCCAUAGAGGAAACAGAGGAACAUGCAGUGUAGGAGACAAGGCAUGGGAGAGGAAAAAGCACUAAAUGUCAGUGGGUUGACAAGUGGGCCAUGAAAAGGCACUGUGCCAAAAUGAGACUUUCUAAAGAUUAUUUCAAACCUUUGUGUCCACACAAAGAGGAACAAGAUGUUAAGCCUAAGAGAGGCAGCAGCUAGAAGGUAGUGGACAGAAGAAAAUGCACUCCACUACCCCUAAGGGCUAUGCUUUGUAUAAAAUUGAUGAUUAAAAAAAAAAUACAUUGCAACAAAACUCUUAUGUGGCGUCCAUUUGCCACGAAUGUCUUUAGAAUUUAUGUUAUUCCUAUUGAGAAAUAUGCUACUUAUUUUUCUAUUGUAUGAUUUUCCUAAGCAUGUUGACAUUUCUAUCCUGUCAUAUCUGCCCGUGUGUGGGACUCUGCAUUGCAUUGUUUGUUUGUUUGUUUUGUAUAAUUUUUACUCAGUUCUGUUCACAUUCGAUGGGAAAUGUUUUUUUAAACGUCGCCAUUAUUUUUUAUGUAUUUCUGCUUUAUUGGAACACUACACAGCAACAGCAAAGACGAGGCAGAGAGAGAAAGCGAGCGAGCAGGAUGACGUGACAGGUCAUGAGCAGGACUCAAACCCAAGAUGUGACAAGCACAUGUUAUGCAACUCAGUCUUCCGAGUCAUGGUAAUCUGCGAUGGGUAGAGCAUUUCGAACGAGAACACAGUCCUGUCAUCCAAAUCUAUAAUUUCAACUCUGAUUCUAGUGAUCAAGGUAAGAGUCUAAGAAAAGAAACCAAAGCAACACCAUAAAUCCACCUGCUGAGCAAAAUGCAAACGGCAAGUUUAGAUUUACACAUCUGCAGGAUAGAUUUAAUGCCACCUCACUAUCUCAGGUUGAAAAUAUCAGGGUCACAUGUCACCAGUCAAUACAGUAUUCUCUAGAAACAACUAGUGUGGAUGCUCCUGCACCUCUUCUCCAUUUUUUUGUAUAAAUAAAGCAUGCAACAGAGGUUCUUCUGACAUCAAGGAGCUGCGAUAGGGAUAAGGAAAGAUUGAAGUCGUUGAUUAUGCUGCACCGCCCCAGUGGCAUCUAUUCAAUAACUAAUGGACAUAAGAUUAAUACACUCUCAAAAAAGCAAUCAAUCUACUUGACUGCAUGUGUGUGUGUGUGUGUGUGUGUGAGAGAGAGAGAGAGA